GAAGUGAGAGAGAGAGACAAGAGAGAGAGACGGAGAGAGCUAGACAUAGACAGACAGACAUAGAAAAAGAGUCAGAAAGAGACCUUGCAACACACGCUGCAAUCCGGACGCACGACUUCAGACCAAACUUGCCCUCUUCCCCCACGCAGAUACUUCUGGAAGCCGGCCAUGAGAGCGCUGAAGAAAGGUCGCAAUGAGGAGGGCAAGUUGCAAAUCACCUUUCACGAGUUCUUGCAAUACGUGGUGAAGGAACGGCGCGCCUCCCCCGGCGACCCCCACUGGAUGCGCUUCCACAGGCUGUGUUCCGUCUGCGGCAUCGACUUCCCCUUCGUCAUGAGGCUCGAGACGUACGCCGACGACCUCGCCUUCCUCGUACGAAACCUCAGGAUCGCGGAGGUCGACCCUCGCGAGAGACGCCACUCGCUCCACCCUGACAGCCCUGGCACUCAGAGUCGAGCCAGCGAUGCCUCGACUUCCCUGGCGAUCGACAGCGAGCCUGCCAUCUCCAUCAAGGACUCGACCCUCAAGUAUUACCUCGACGUCCCCCCUAACCUUCUGGUCUCCGUGCUCGACAUCUAUAAGAUCGACAUGGAGAUGUUUCAUUACAAAGUGCCCCCGGAGAUUCAAAGGAUCGUCGACCGAUAUCGAAGCAGUACGACUUAGCUGCGGGUUUCGUUUUUCUUGUUUUAUUGGUGUGUAUGUAUAUAUUGUUGUUGUUUGUUUGUUUGUUUUUGUUGUUUUUGUUGUUGCUGUUGUUUUUGUUGUUGCUGUUGUUUUUG
This is a messenger RNA of Penaeus monodon (black tiger shrimp), 779 nucleotides long. RefSeq names its product carbohydrate sulfotransferase 13-like. Gene Ontology annotation, cellular component: membrane. Gene Ontology annotation, biological process: carbohydrate biosynthetic process. The record is from RefSeq and is a predicted model, not a curated record. The coding region runs from base 169 to 663 and encodes 164 amino acids. Gene Ontology annotation, molecular function: sulfotransferase activity. Lineage: Eukaryota; Metazoa; Arthropoda; Malacostraca; Decapoda; Penaeidae. The transcript has 2 exons.